Messenger RNA from Chara braunii, 1255 nucleotides. The record is from the annotation of a GenBank genome assembly. Lineage: Eukaryota; Viridiplantae; Streptophyta; Charophyceae; Charales; Characeae.
UUGUCAAGUUUGUCAAAGGGACAAGCCACGCACUCAGGCUCCUCUUGAGAGUCUUUCCAUGGAUUUCAUGGAUACUCUAAUCACCAGCAAGAGUGGGAUGCAUCACAUCUUCGUCAUCGUGGAUAGAUUUAGUAAGUAUGCUAGGUUAGUACCAAUGCCGGAAACAGCAAAGACGGAGUAUGUGAUCUGGAUGUUCAAAGAGAACUGGGUUAGAGACUUUGGUUUACCGAAGUCUAUUGUCAGUGACAGGGAUGUCUGGUUUACCAGCGAGUUGUGGAAGGCCGCUGCUGCAGAGCAGGGAACUCGGUUGCAGAUGACUUCUGGGAAUCACCCAGAGGCCAAUGGACAGGCAAAGCAACUGAAUCGCGCUGUGCAACACUUGUUGAGGCACUACAUUAAGCCCAACCAGGUGGACUCGGAUGAGAAGCUUGCUCUCAUCGCCAGCCUGUACAACAAUGUUGUACACAGCGCCACUGGGGUGAGCCCAAACAAUUUACUACUGACUUUCAAGCCUAGACUACCCCUUGACUUUCUCCUUCCUGAGAAUCAAUCAACUGCUGCACCGGGUACUUUAGAGUUUGCCUACAAAUAUGAACAAAAAAUGCAGCAGGCGGUAGAGCAGAUGCAGAAGGCACAGACAACAAUGAUAGAGUCUGCGAACAGACACCGCCGACCUUCUACCUUUCAGGCUGGGGACAGAGUUUGGGUGAAGUCCUCAGAACUGGGACAGGAGUACGGGAUUUCCCGUAAACUCAUGCCACAGUACUUUGGACCAUGGGAAGUCUUAGAUAUUGUCGGGACUGAUCCAGAUGGGCCAUCUUAUGUUAUCCGAAUCCCAGGUCAUCUUCGUACUUACCCCGUCUUUCACGCCUCCAAACUUGCACCAUUCAAAGAAACUUAUCAGUUUCCAUCUCGUCGCUCAAUGCUGCCCCCAACCAUGGACGGAGAGGUGGACAUCGAUGACAUCGUGGAUCACAGAGAGCUGUCGGUAUCAAGACUAGCAGGCAGGGGACGUCCUCCAAAACCGAAGCUGCAGUACCACGUUUGGUUCCGACAUCACACUGAUCCGAAGGAGGACCGCUGGUUCACCAGGGAAGAACUCAUGCAGACCGCUCCUCAAGUUGUAGCCCAAUACGAGAGAUGUCUGCAGAAGGGAAAGCGCCCCAUGGUUGAAGACUGAGCUUCUCAGAGGACUGUUGAAGCUGAGGAGGGAAUGCGAGGCCAUUGCCUCUAUGAGCCCCAUAAGGCCCCAUUU